ACAGAAUUGCUGAUGAGGAACGUUUAAAGGCCUAGCCACAAGGGUCCCUGGACCGAAGAGGUGGCAUAGAGCUGGCAAUGUCACUAUGCUGAGCAGUAAGAAGAAAUACAUUGUCAAUAGCAAUUCUGGGAUUAAGGCCCAGAUCCAAUUUGCUGACCAGAAGCAAGAAUUCAACAAACGUCCUACCAAAAUUGGUCGUCGCUCUCUGUCUCGUUCCAUCUCUCAGUCAUCUACUGACAGCUACAGCUCAGCGGCCUCAUAUACAGAUAGCUCUGAUGAUGAGACAUCUCCCAGGGACAAGCAACAAAAGAACUCCAAGGGAAGCGGUGACUUCUGUGUCAAGAACAUCAAACAGGCAGAGUUUGGACGGAGAGAAAUUGAAAUUGCUGAACAAGAAAUGCCUGCACUGAUGGCUUUGAGGAAGAGAGCUCAAGGAGAAAAACCUUUGGCUGGAGCCAAAAUUGUGGGUUGCACACAUAUCACUGCUCAGACUGCUGUGCUUAUGGAAACUCUGGGUGCUCUUGGGGCACAGUGCCGUUGGGCUGCCUGCAACAUCUACUCCACCCUUAAUGAAGUGGCUGCUGCCCUUGCAGAAAGUGGAUUUCCUGUCUUUGCCUGGAAAGGAGAGUCAGAAGAUGAUUUUUGGUGGUGCAUUGACAGAUGUGUGAAUGUGGAGGGCUGGCAGCCAAAUAUGAUCUUGGAUGAUGGAGGGGAUCUUACUCACUGGAUUUAUAAGAAGUAUCCCAACAUGUUUAAGAAAAUCAAGGGCAUAGUAGAGGAAAGUGUUACUGGAGUCCAUAGGCUGUACCAGCUUUCCAAAGCUGGGAAGUUGUGUGUUCCAGCCAUGAAUGUUAAUGACUCAGUCACCAAACAGAAAUUUGACAACCUAUACUGUUGCCGUGAAUCGAUUCUUGAUGGACUUAAAAGAACAACAGAUAUGAUGUUUGGUGGAAAGCAGGUGGUGGUCUGUGGCUACGGAGAGGUGGGGAAGGGGUGCUGUGCUGCUCUGAAAGCGAUGGGCUCCAUUGUGUACGUGACUGAGAUUGAUCCCAUCUGUGCUCUUCAAGCUUGUAUGGAUGGAUUUCGACUGGUGAAAUUAAAUGAGGUCAUCCGACAAGUGGAUAUUGUUAUUACCUGUACAGGUAACAAGAAUGUGGUAACCAGAGAACACUUGGAUCGUAUGAAGAAUAGUUGCAUUGUUUGUAACAUGGGACAUUCCAAUACGGAGAUUGACGUGGCAAGUCUGAGGACACCAGAACUGACCUGGGAGCGUGUGAGAUCACAAGUCGAUCAUGUAAUAUGGCCUGAUGGCAAGAGGAUAGUAUUGCUGGCAGAGGGCCGUCUGCUGAACCUAAGCUGCUCCACAGUGCCUACGUUUGUGCUCUCAAUCACUGCUACCACUCAGGCUCUUGCCUUGAUAGAGCUUUACAAUGCUCCUGAGGGUCGCUAUAAGCAGGAUGUCUACCUGUUACCUAAGAAAAUGGAUGAGUAUGUGGCAAGCCUACACCUGCCCACCUUUGAUGCCCACCUGACUGAACUGACAGAUGAGCAGGCCAAGUAUCUGGGACUCAACAAAAAUGGGCCCUUCAAGCCUAAUUACUACAGGUAUUAAGUUCCUGUAACUCAAGCCAGAUGAAGUUUUAAGGAAUAGAACUCCAAGUCUUUUCUUCACUCCUAUACAGGAAAGAAUCCAGCAAGCUGCUUCUCCAAUCAGCUACCCGCCGUGCUCACCCUAUAUGUUAGGUUAUUUAUUUAUUAAAAUCUAGAAUCCUGUGCCUGUUGCCUUGGCCCAUAGUGUGGUUACUGCCCUGAAUGCCGGGAGAGCCACAGAGAGCAAGUUGAGGAAGGAAAGAAAUGGGGUAACCAUUCCUAAUGCAUCUCUUGCAUCAUUCCCCAUUGACUGAAUCCUCAGCAGUGGUCAUUUUUCUCUUGUCCAGGCUCAGGAGAUAGUGCAGGGAUUCCAGACUCCUUGUUCCCUGGAGUUUUCUGGAAUAAAUGUUCAGCAACUGCCUUUCUCAGCUUUGGCCUUUCCCUAGGUGAGGCCUUUUGGAAGCCACUGAAUUAACAUGACCUGGGUUCCCAGCCUUGACCAUCACUGUCACUGCCUUCUUUAUAAAAUGGCUAGGAAGGAGUGUUUUGGCUUUGACAAGCGACACUAAGAACUCAGCUGUGCCUUUGCUUACUGGGAGUAUCCUUCCUUUCCUAAGACGCCUUUCUUCUCCUUAAAUAUGUCCAUUUUAACAUUUUCUGGUUCCAAGAGGAAUGUGCCUCCAUUAUUUCCUCAGCAGCUCUGGUGUUUGUCAGACAUCCAUUUUGCCCUCUAACCCAAUGGCCCUCUACUCAGGAAGUGGGGGCCAGCCCUGCUCGGGCCCAUAGUUUUGCUUCCUUGUCAUUUCCCUGGGUAGUUUCCCAGGGUACUCACUUCAGAUUUGUACUGUCUCAGAAAGAGGUGUUUAUUAUGAAUCACUGAUUCCUGAACCUCCUCAUUGCCUAAAACUACUUCUGAACCUGAGUAGAGAGAGACAUGCUCUCCAUGAGAUUUCAGGCUCACAUCUAGACAUCCAAACAAAGCAGAAUAUACUUGUCUCCUGGGAAGGGCUUUUCAGCUUAACUGAGUUUAACAGAAUAAACUAUACACUGUAAACUGUGUCCAGGUGAUCAGAGCUAGUUUGACUGGUUUGAACCUCAUCAGACAUUCAUCCCUUUAGCCAUCACUGUUGAUGAGACUCAGAUCAAAUGUCUGCAACUUAGAACAUGGGCUUCUCUGCUAAGAUACCUUCUUAUGCUCUGGCUCCUUCCAUUUUAGGAUUUCAUAUUUCAGAGGUAGUUUAUUGAGUAAUCCCAACUUUAUAAAACAAUUAGUAAUGUGAGCAGCCUGAAAUUUUAUGUCCCACCAAAGUUUGGAUUCCUUUUGACGACUGACAUAUCAGUCUUAAGGAUUCCACUGGGGUCAGAUCAGUUCUAAGAGUUAAAGUCUGGAGUGGCCUUAGGAAUUUUGAAUGAAAUGAGUCCCAUCCCCCACCACCACCACCACUAGUCCUAUUUAACACUCUCAGGUUUGAUUAUUUGCCCUUUUUUACCCCCAUCCUGAUCUGCCUCCAAGUCUCGAGACCAAGGUGACUCAAGGUGACUCAAGGAAACACCAGGCCACCCAGGAUUGAUCACUAUGAUCUUCCCAUCUUGUCCUCCUCCCUUACCUCCACCUUCUCAAACUUCCCCUGUCUUUACAUUACAUCCUCAGAGCUAGUCUGGAAGUAACCUUCCUUUUGGAGGUCUGGAGGUGAGCCCUUGAGUAAAUGGCGGUUUGUUUCACUAAAUAGUAGAUAGGCUCAUCCCAUAGAGUCUGGUUCUUCAGAGGCCAUAUAUUUUAGAAAGGAUGAGGAAAGUACCACAUGUAUGGCUGUCUUCUUUCAUGAGGAUAAUCAUAAAUGCUGAAAAUUCCACUAGGAUGCUCAGCUCUUCCUUUUGCCUACCUCAUCUGAUUUUGUAUUAAUUUGUCAGAUCACUGUAGCAAAAGAUUUAGAUCUUUGUGUCUCAUUUUAUAUCCAAUCAAGAUUCCACUAGGCAGAUAUCUGGGCUCUAGGCUAUUGCAUGUUGGGUCAAAAAUCAUAACCUGCAGUUUUUGAGCAAAGUUGGGCUCUCUCUGGAGCUUUCUAAAUACCGAUCCUGCUAGAGCACACUCUGCCUUGUUAUAGUGAAGAGAGCCAUUCCAACUUCAAAAAGGAGUCACAUUUGGCUUCUAGGUUAGGUUACCAGUGUUGCCACCCAUGGUGAGGUGUAUAGCCUCUGAGUUUCAGAGGACUCCACUUCCUUUCUCUCUGGGGAACCUGUGUCAGCUAGCAUGAAAAGGAGAGACCCAAGCCAACCUAGUGUUGGAAAUUAGCCACUAUACCCUCUCCCCUUGGAAUCAGAAUAAAUGUAUCUUCUUCCUUCAAGCUUUCAUCUAUGCAUCCUAAGAAAGAAGAUUAUCUCUUUCCCUCUGAGUUGUUUUCUUAAUGAAUUCUUCAAAUUCUUAAUGAAUUUGUGUUAGUUUCAAGGUCUUUUUUGUGUGUCUUAAUGGAAAUAUACUCACUUUGCUUUUUCCCAUUAUAAAAAGUAUCUGGUCUACCUUCCUUUUGUCCUCCCACCUCUCCAUCCUAGCCUCCCAUAUGAGCACGGCGUCCCAUGGCCACAUACUCCUGCGAAGCUUUUUUGCUGCUUGGCUUUUCUCUGAACAGAUCUGAAAUUGCUGCUCCUGUGGUUUUCUCAAAAUUAACUUUGUCAUGGUU
Molecule: messenger RNA, 4268 nt
Organism: Condylura cristata (star-nosed mole)
Lineage: Eukaryota; Metazoa; Chordata; Mammalia; Eulipotyphla; Talpidae
Gene: AHCYL2
Product: adenosylhomocysteinase-like 2
Exons: 17
Coding region: 86-1612 (508 amino acids)
Biological process (GO): L-methionine cycle
Cellular component (GO): cytosol
Source: RefSeq, a predicted model, not a curated record